AUGUCUCACGUCGAAACACAGCUCAAGGAUGUGUCCAUCCUGGGCGCCAUCAGCAACGAUGCUCGCAAAAUCCUGACCAAGGACGCAUGUGCCUUCCUCGCUCUGCUGCACCGCACCUUCAACCCUACCCGCAAAGCGCUCCUCCAACGCCGUAUCGACCGCCAGGCCGAGAUCGAUAAGGGCAACCUCCUCGACUUCCUCCCCGAGACCAAGCACAUCCGGUGCUCCCCCGCCCCCGGUCUGGUGGACCGUCGUGUUGAGAUCACUGGUCCUACCGACCGCAAGAUGGUGGUGAACGCCUUGAACUCUGACGUCUGGACUUACAUGGCCGACUUCGAAGAUUCGAGCGCCCCUACCUGGGACAACAUGGUCAACGGCCAGGUCAACCUGUACGAUGCCAUUCGCCGCCAGGUCGACUUCAAGCAGGGUGGCAAGGAGUACAAGCUCCGUACUGACCGCACCCUGCCCACUCUCAUCGCCCGUGCCCGUGGCUGGCACUUGGAUGAGAAGCACUUCACCGUGGACGGCGAGCCCAUCUCUGGUGGUCUCUUCGACUUCGGUCUGUACUUCUUCCACAACGCCAAGGAGCUUGUCGCUCGCGGCGCCGGUCCUUACUUCUACCUGCCCAAGAUGGAGUCUCACCUCGAGGCCCGUCUCUGGAACGACGUCUUCAACCUUUCCCAGGAUUACAUUGGUCUCCCUCGUGGUACCAUCCGUGGUACCGUUCUGAUUGAGACCAUCACCGCUGCCUUCGAGAUGGACGAGAUCAUCUACGAGCUCCGCGAUCACAGCUCCGGUCUCAACUGCGGCCGCUGGGACUACAUCUUCUCCUUCAUUAAGAAGUUCCGCCACCACCCCAACUUUGUCCUCCCCGAUCGCUCAGAUGUCACCAUGACCGUGCCCUUCAUGGACGCCUACGUCAAGCUCCUCAUCAAGACUUGCCACCGCCGCGGCGUCCACGCCAUGGGUGGUAUGGCAGCUCAGAUCCCCAUCAAGAACGACCCCGCCGCCAACGACAAGGCAAUGGAGAGCGUCCGCGCCGAUAAGCUGCGCGAGGUGCGCGCCGGUCACGACGGUACCUGGGUUGCCCACCCCGCUCUCGCCGCCAUCGCCUCCGACGUCUUCAACAAGUACAUGCCCACCCCCAACCAGCUCUUCAUCCGCCGCGAGGAAGUGAACAUCACCGCCAACGACCUCCUCAACACCAACGUCCCCGGCAAGAUCACCGAGGACGGCAUCCGCAAGAACCUGAACAUCGGCCUCAGCUACAUGGAAGGCUGGCUCCGCGGCGUCGGCUGCGUGCCCAUCAACUUCCUCAUGGAGGAUGCUGCCACCGCCGAGGUCUCCCGCAGUCAAUUGUGGCAGUGGACCAAGCACAACGUCAGCACCUCUGACGGCAAGCGCAUGGACAAGGCUUUUGCUCUGCGUCUGCUCCAGGAGCAGGCUGAUAGCUUGGCUGCUAAGGGUGGCAAGGGUAACAAGUUCCAGCUUGCUGCUCGCUACUUCGCUGGCCAGGUCACUGGUGAGGAUUACGCUGAUUUCUUGACCAGCUUGCUGUACAAUGAGAUCUCCUCUGCUGGCAGCGCUGCUAAGCUCUGA
Molecule: messenger RNA, 1599 nt
Organism: Penicillium brevicompactum
Lineage: Eukaryota; Fungi; Ascomycota; Eurotiomycetes; Eurotiales; Aspergillaceae
Product: malate synthase
Exons: 2
Coding region: 1-1599 (532 amino acids)
Biological process (GO): glyoxylate cycle
Cellular component (GO): peroxisomal matrix; cytoplasm
Molecular function (GO): malate synthase activity
Source: RefSeq, a predicted model, not a curated record